Messenger RNA from Danio aesculapii, 3670 nucleotides. It is a transcript of the gene selenoo2, whose product is annotated as selenoprotein O2. The record is from RefSeq and is a predicted model, not a curated record. The transcript has 9 exons. Lineage: Eukaryota; Metazoa; Chordata; Actinopteri; Cypriniformes; Danionidae.
AUGUGUGUGGCCUACUGUGUGCUCAGUGUUGAGUCAUUAAUCUCCUGCAGGAUUAUGUUGUUGUUGAGCAAAGCAGCUGCAGCUCUUGUAAGAAUCAGAAUGGACCAACGUUUCACUCCUCUGGAAAGACUGAAGUUCAAUAACGUUGCGUUGAAAGCGCUGCCAGUGGAUUCAUCUCUAGAACCGGGCUCACGGAUUGUAAAAGCAGCAUGUUUUUCCCUAGUAAAGCCACAGCCGCUGAUCAAACCAACAAUUGUUGCGUUGUCUGGACCGGCUCUUGCUUUACUGGGACUGAAGGCGGAAGAUGUUUUAAAGGACCCUCAUGCGGCGGAAUAUCUGAGUGGGUCUCAGCUGAUACCGGGGUCUGAGACCGCUGCACACUGCUAUUGUGGACACCAGUUCGGUCAGUUUGCAGGACAACUGGGGGAUGGGGCAGUGUGUUAUUUGGGGGAAGUGGAGGUGGAGGUCAGGGCUGAGCAAACUACUGAUCCGAGCAGCACAAGUCCUUGUGGUCGGUGGGAAAUUCAGGUUAAAGGUGCUGGGCUGACACCUUAUUCUAGGCUGUCUGAUGGACGUAAAGUGCUGCGCUCCAGCAUUCGGGAGUUCCUGUGCAGCGAGGCCAUGUUCGCUUUGGGGAUUCCCACAACCCGAGCAGGAUCUCUGGUAACCUCUGACCUUUAUGUCCAGAGGGAUGUGUUUUAUAGUGGCAAUCUCAAACCAGAGAGGUGCUCAGUGGUGCUCAGAAUAGCACCCACCUUCAUCAGAUUUGGCUCGUUUGAGAUCUUCCACCCUCUGGAUGAUUUCACAGGAAGACAAGGCCCUAGUGUGGGACGGCCUGAUAUUCGUGCAGGACUUCUGGAUUAUGUCAUUGAAACAUUCUACCCUGAAAUACAGAGAGGAUAUUUAGAGCGCCAAGAGAGGAAUGCUGCCUUCUUCAGAGAGGUGACUGUUAGAACUGCCAAACUGGUGGCCCUUUGGCAAAGUGUGGGAUUUUGCCAUGGUGUUCUCAACACAGACAACAUGAGCAUCCUGGGGCUCACUAUAGACUACGGCCCUUUUGGCUUCAUGGACAGGUUUGACCCUGAGUUUGUGUGCAAUGCCUCUGAUAAGAAGGGCCGCUAUACUUAUGAAGCUCAGCCGUAUGUCUGCCGCUGGAACCUGGCACGCUUGGCUGAAGCUCUCGGCUCAGACAUCCAGUCAACUAAAGCAGGUGUUAUUUUAGAUGAGUUCAUGCCCCUUUAUGAGGACUUCUACCUGGGCAACAUGAGGAAGAAGCUGGGUCUACUGGGAAAACACAAACCAGAGGAUGGGGAACUGGUGGCGGAUUUGUUGAAGACCAUGCACAUUACAGGUGCAGACUUCACAAACACAUUUCGUCUGCUCAGUGACAUAUCCAGCCCUGUUGGUGAUCAUGCAGAGAAAGAUAAUACAGACUCAGUAGUGGAACUGAUUGUGGAUCAGUGUGCAUCGCUGGAGGAGCUAAAGGUGGCAAACCAUCCUACAAUGCAACCCGGUGAGUUGGAGAUGAUUCUCUCCAUGGCUGAGACAAAUCCAGAUAUGUUCAACAUGGUAGCCAAUCAGCCAGAGGUUGCCAAGCAGCUGGAGAAGAUAGGGAGGCUGAGGGAGCUUCUGAUGAUCAGUGAGGCGGAGCUAAAAAUCAAGCAGAGAGAACAUUGGCAGAGAUGGGUCAAACAAUACAGGAAACGUCUGAGUUUUGAAUGUAACCAAGCAAGUGACCCUGCUUCAGUAGAGAAAGAAAGGGUUCGAUCUAUGAACUCCACCAAUCCUGCUGUGGUCUUGCGUAACUAUAUUGCCCAGAAUGCAAUUGAUGCAGCUGAAAAGGGUGAUUUUUCAGAGGUUCAACGGGUGCUUAAAGCUUUGGAGAACCCUUAUUCAGUGAGUCCUGAUCUGGAGUGUCCAGUGUGGUCAGCAGGAAGAGGAUCAGGUCAAGCUGAUGGUAUUAGCAUUAAGGGACAGGAAGUGAUGGAAAACGCAUUAAGAAAAACAGCAGCUGAAACUCACCAUAUGCCAUACAACAGCAAACCUCCUGAAUGGGCCAAAACAAUCUUCAUCACAUGAUCAUCCUAAAAACCUCCCAAACAUUACAGUACAAGUCUGUUCGAGAACAUGUAAAACAUGGAGGUAUAUUCCUCCCAUGUUUAUCGAUCAGGUAAAGUACUUAGUGCUGUGGGAGGCUGAGCAACACACAACACUCUUUGCUUCAGAUAAUGCAGAGAUGAAACCCACAUGUGUUUUUUUUUUUUUUAAAUAUUGCAUGAUACACACUCUGCUAGCAUCUAAGACAGAAUUGUGAAAUAUAUAACCAUAAUUGCAAGAAACAUGUUAAAAUAGUGUAUAGAGCAGAUAUAAGCGUGCAAUUCUGUUUAUUUAAUUAACUUUUUUCCUGGAAUUGCACGAUGACUCCAUUAGCUAUUAAAACAUAAUUCAUAAUUGCAAGAAAAAAGUUAUAUAAUACAGAUAUAAACUAACAACUCAGAUUUUUUAAUUAACUUUUUUCUUAGAUUUGCAUGAUACGUACUCUGCUAGUUAUUUAAUACAGAAUUGUGUAAUAUAUAUUCAAAAUUGCAGGAAUAAGUUGAUGUAGAGUGGACUUAUUUCCUCAGAAUUGCAGUUGCUAGUCAUAAAGUCAAUUGUAAGGUAAAACAUACUAUUUUCUUACAAUUUACACCUUGCACUUCUGACUUCAUAACAAACUAUUUUGAGUUUACAUUUCACAGUUCUGUACAAAAAGCAAGUUUUUACAAUGCAGCUCUAAGAAAGAAGUAAGAGUUGUGAGAUAUAAACUCACAUGUGAAUGAAAAAAAAGUCAGGAUUUUAAUCAAUUGUGAAAACAUGCUUCCAUACAACACAGAGACUAAUUUGGAUGGAUAGAUUUUCUAAAUUAUUCCAAAGUCAAAUCUCUUCCAUUAUCUGAUCAAUGACGACUCAGAUGAUUAGCUGAACAGGCCCGUCUGUGUUUGAAAAGCAAGGAGUCUGUAUUGUGCACACAUUUGAACACAUCUCUUUAAAUAUCACACUUACAGCAUGCAGUAAUCACUUAGACAUGUAAUAGGUAGAUCACCUCAUAAUUAUUGCUCUCAAAAUCUAAAGUACACUGUAAUAAGUGAUUAGUUACUUUACAUUAAUAAAGUAAGUAAACCAGUUGCCUUUAAAAAGAAACAAGUUGAUUUUACCUAAAAAAAAGUUAGUAAACCCUUGACUUAACUUUAUAUUAAGCACAUAGUUUGUUUACUUAAUAAUUAUAAGGCAACCAGUUUACUCUCUAUUUUAAAGUAAAACGUUUACAGUGUUUAUGUUUAAUACAAUCGCUUAGUUUCAAUUUUUUGCAUGGGAUUAAAGUAAUUGACCAACUUAUAUCGUCCAAAAGCACAAUUAAAAUCUAGGUAAUAUGAUUUAAAGGUCACACUUUAUUUUGGUGGUCCGUUUGUUGAAUUUAAGUUACAUUGCAUCUACAUGCCAACUAUAUGUCAUUAGAUUAUAAGUAGACUGUUGAGGAAGCAGUAUCAACAGAUAUUAAGCAGACAGUCUACUAAUACUCAAAUGGACCAUCAAAUUAAAGUGGUACUGAUUGAAAUGCUUAAUUUGAAGUCUUACUAAUGAUUUUGUGAAACUAACAAAUUAACAUUAUACAAAAAAGCUUAGGAAAAAA